Messenger RNA from Linum trigynum, 1045 nucleotides. Lineage: Eukaryota; Viridiplantae; Streptophyta; Magnoliopsida; Malpighiales; Linaceae. The record is from the annotation of a GenBank genome assembly.
GUCCGAAUUUACUUCUCCCUGAUUAAAGAGCCUCCAACGCUCCCCAGCAGCUGACUUUUUUAUUACGCGCCGAAGGCGGAUAAAGGCAAAAGUAAUACUUUUUUAAAAAUAAAUAGGAUUUUCAGUUUUUUAAUUUUCCACUGUUUUUCCGUCCGUCUCCCACUCUUCUUCCCUCCGUCGUCCGCCAUUUCCUUUUUUAUAUAUUUAAACGUCGUCCUCAUCUCUCUGCUUCUUCUCUCCUUAUUCCGCCUUGACUUUGUUUUGAACAGCCCUCAGGACAGAUUCGUCGGGAAAAAGAGGCUCGGUCGCGGCGGCUCCUCUCAUCACCAGGAAAGAUGUCUGUCACUUCCUUCGUCGGCCGAGUACUCUUCGCUUCCAUCUUCCUUCUCUCUGCCUGGCAAGAGUUCAGUGAUUAUGGCACCGAUGGAGGGUCGGCAGCAAAGACUUUGGCGCCCAAGCUACACAUCUUCUCGAAGCACGUGGCGGAGCGGACAGGGUUUGAAGUUCCUGAAUUCGAGACUAAGGCUGCAGUUGCAGCUGCUGUGGCCAUGAAAGGAGUCGGUGGCCUCCUUUUCAUCGCUGGCAGCUCCCUCGGAGCUUAUCUUCUGCUUCUGCACCAGCUGAUUUUCAUCCCCAUAUUGCACGACUUCUACAACUAUGAUCCAAGCAAGCAGGAGUUCAACCCGAUCUUCAUCAAGUUCACUCAGAACUUGGCGCUGUUCGGAGGCCUGCUCUUCUUCAUCGGCAUGAAGAACUCCAUUCCCAGGAGGCAAUUGAAGAAGAAGCCGCACAAGAAGCAGCUAUGAGAAACAGACAUUUUCGGGGGUUGGGAGUCACCUACAAACGUGGAACUUGUCCUAGUGUUUUUUGUAUGAAUGUAUUAGAAUCUUGACGUUUAGAGGUUAGGUAAACGCAGAUAGAAGAGCAAGAAAAAUGGCAGAGGAACAUGUCUUUUAGCUUUGAUAGUUCAACCGUUUCAUAGUUUCGUUACAGUUAGAACUCAGAAUCCUACCUUUUUCUAAGACAAUACAUGUUGAAAACGUCG